UCCUGGCUGAGGAGGUAGCUCCAGUAGAGCUAUUUUCUCUAAGCCUUCUCACAUUGCUCUGCUCCAUUGGUUCCCUUCCACUCUGGGACAGAAUUCUGACUAGACUAGAGAUAGCAUACCUUUGGCAAGCAGGAUUUUUUCACCUCAUUGAGGUGAGGUCCAACCACUCCAUUGAACCUUUGCCCACUGCCUGAGGACUCCCAGGACAUCCGGACUGGGGGAAGCCCCUGCCAGGGCCUGAGCUGGACUUCUGAACCUUUCAGAAACUCAGAAAGGAGGCCAGAGGGAAAGGAGAAGAGGGGCCUGGCAUGAUGGAGGCCUGUGGGGCCCCAGCAGUGUUGCGAGUGAGGAGGAAGCGAGGAGAGGAGCCCCCUGAGGCACUCUUUGUCCCCUGUAAAAGGCAGAGGAGGGAGGAUGGAGGCGAGGACUGGGGGUCCCCCCCUUCCCUGCCCCUGGGGGAGAACGUCUUCUUCAAGCUGGCGGCUACAGUGUCCUCCCAGCAUGAACCUGUUCCAAAGUAUGUCAGGGAAGCUCUUCACAGACAGAGAGCCACCAGAGCCCUGAAGCCCUCAUGUCAGAGUCAUCAGAGAAUCCAGCAGCAUCUCCUAGCUAGGAAGCAGGGCACCAGGCAGCAAGAGCGCUACCACCUGCUCUCCACACACCGAGCCCCUCCUGCACAGGCACAGGCACAGGCACAGGCACAGGCACAGGCACCCCAGCCUCCUCUAGACCCUGCCCACACCACUCAGGGGCACCAGCUAGACUCUGGUCUUACCACGCCAAAGUCACAAAGACAGCAAGGAGCCACACUUCCCCAGGCACCCUCUGCACAAGGCUUCCACUCAUUUGACAGCGUUCCUCAGGCCGCCUCUGAACAGGAGAAGCCCUCCGCGCCUGACACCUGCUCUCACGACUCUGACCCAGAUGUCAUCCUCUCUCAUGCUGUCAAGCUCAUGCGGGAGCACCUAGCCAUCUCCAAGGAAGCCAAAGGAAGGCAGCAUCGGGAAAGAGAGCAAGAUUAUGUCUAUGACAUUUACUACCUGCACGCACCUCCCCCAGGACCCACUGAGAGCAUCCCCUCUGUGCACAGCUACGGCCACGACUGGGAACUGAUAGCCCCUGACCAGCAAGAACAGGACAUCUAUGCUGAGGACCAGGAGGAAGAGGAGGAUGAAAACAGUGAGAAUCACUGGGGCAACCAGUACCCUGAGGAGCAAGAACCAAGCACGGACACAGACAGCUCCAGGGCCUCUGAUGAACAAUAUGGCAGCCUCAGUGAUGAGGACAGGACUCUCAUCACACCAAGGACAUGCAACAAAUAUGCUGACCAUGUGCUAAAGGAGUUUGACUAUGACUGCUCCCAGGACUUUGAUUCUGACUAAGGACUACACAAACAUUCACCCGGUCCCCAGCAUCAGCCCCCGAGGUGCUCCUCUUUCAAAGCUCCCAACAUGGCCCCCUUCACCUGCUGCCUCCCCUCUGGGACACCUGCACUUCUCCACCAUGCUUCAACAAGCACCUCCGUAGAAGAAUCUCAUUGCCACUCAACAUCCCCUCGGCCCCAUCAUUCCACAUCAUCACUUGCCUCUCAUUCCAGGCUGGAGCCAACUCACCCCACUGAGCUACAAGGGGUCUCAGGAGACAUUUCCUUCAGACGAUCCAUUUCACAGCUUCAGAAAGGAUGAGGCAGGGGCAGCCAAUCACUCCUACACCUAAAAUGGAUUCCUUGCACACUGCCAUCAUUUUCCCUUUCUGGGCUCACAUCACAACUCUCAAGAAAAUAGUGUCUCUUCCACAUUGCUGGGGGAAGAAUGCACACACUGAGUUGCUCCAAGCCCUGCUGGGACUCUCACUAACUAACUCUGUCUUUGCCCUAUCUCUUUGGCCUCCCACCUCUCCCUCCUCCCAAGGAGGACUCUUUAGCUCUAUUGGAGAACAAAAAGAAGGAUGGAGAGACCAGGCAGAGCCAAGAUGGCGGACAGGAAAUAGCAAAACUGGAAACCUCCAUGAGAAAGCACCCCCACAAAUUGGAGAUUCAUGCCAAUUCAUGCCACAAAACCAAUACUGGACUGAGUGCCAGAAGCAACAAGGAGAUGGAGGCGGGAAAGGAAAUGUCUUUGUUUUAACUCCAUCAAGUAGUUAGACAGCUCUACCCUUUGAACUCAAUCAGCCAGAAACUCCUGAAUCCUGGCGAUGAGAGUUUAUCACUACCAAAGGAGGAGAGGUGGAUCCCACAAGCACUGUCCCCUGCUUGGGCAGUGCUGGCCAAAUGGGGAGACUGCACCUGGUUCCUGGGAAGAGGGGGAGAGACAGGAAGUGACCUGCACAAAGGGGAUGGCAGGCCAAGACCAAGGACACCUUCAGGCCCUCUGCCUGGGUGAGCUGAGCUAAAGAGAGAUUCUGGGAGGCAGUCCACUCUUCCUGGAAUCGGCUCUGGAGAGGCUUUCAGGCUGAGGGGCUGGAGCUCUGGGCAGGGUCUGCCCUGGUGGAACUCUGGCUAAAGACACCACUUGCAUGAAGGAAUUCUUUGGCCCCUGAGGGUCAGUAGUUGGUGAAAGGGAACCCCUUUCAUCUCUUUGCCUAGUCAGAGCUAAAGCUUAGCUGAACAAGAACUCCAGUAACCCUACUUAGUACCACACUAGGGAUGAGAAGAGGGGAUGAAGUCUCCUUCUUCUCCCUUUGGAUAGAAUCAACACAAGCUGGAGGAGCUCCCAAACCACUUGGUGAGUUCAUCCCCUACUUAGUGCUAGGGGAGAAGCCAGCAAGAAACUUGGAGAGUUCCCACCCCUGCCCCCCUUUCUUGUAACUCAGAGAGUCAGAGACUUGUGAGUUUCCCCCCUGCCCCCACCUCAGCCAGUGCCUGGCCCUUGCCAUGAAUGAGGACAGCUGCAGGAAGUGGGGACUGGUUCCCCCCAAACCCCGCCCCCUGGGCGGAGCUAGAGGAUUCGGGAAGCCUGAUUGGUCCCCUGGAGGAGGGGCGGGAACUGGAAACCACCAUAAAAGCCUUCAAGUCCCUGGGCUGAGCCAGACUGGUGAGG
Messenger RNA from Gracilinanus agilis (Agile Gracile Mouse Opossum), 3038 nucleotides. RefSeq names its product probable RNA polymerase II nuclear localization protein SLC7A6OS. The record is from RefSeq and is a predicted model, not a curated record. NCBI's taxonomy places the organism in Eukaryota, Metazoa, Chordata, Mammalia, Didelphimorphia, Didelphidae. Gene Ontology annotation, biological process: developmental process. The coding region runs from base 309 to 1382 and encodes 357 amino acids. The transcript has a single exon.